AUGGAUGCUUAUAGACGGGAUAACAUUCGUGCUGCGUACUCUGCUCUCCAAGAGCGUGUGUUGAUCACGCUCCACACCCAGUCCGCCGAUGGAGCAGAAUUAGGCCGCCACAGGAAUGACUGUCUCGAUUUAUUGCGAGCAGCUCAACUUCACCGAACAAUAUUUUCCAACGAAGAAUUAGGUUGUCUCAACCAAAACCUACACGAUAUGCUCCGUGACCUUGAGCAAGCGGGCUUAGGGCACCCAGAUGAAUCUGAACGACAAAGGAUACAAGUGGUCCAGCUGGGGAUGUCCACUCCGUCAGGAGGUCGACCACCAGUCAUCAUUGACGAAGAUUUCCUCAAGCAAGCGAUCCAACUAAGGGGCCCCACUCAGAUCGCCCGCUUACUGGGUUGCUCUCCGCGAACCGUGCGAAGGAGAAUUCUCGAAUUCAAUCUCGCUAACCGCGCCCCUCCUGUGUUCGAACUCUACCUCACACCCGACGGCUCCUCCGAAGUCCGGCGCAAUGCAGACAGUGGGCAGUCCAGUCGUUAUAGUCAGAUAUCGACCACAGCUCUCGAUGCCAUGCUCGCAAGCAGAGGCAUGCGUAUAUCCCGUUCCCGGCUUCAUGCAUCGCUUCUGAGAGUUCGCGGAGCCCCACCCGCUUUUGGGCAGCGUCGAAUUGCACGUAAGAAGUACUGGGUUCCUGCAGUUAAUUCACUUUGGCACCACGAUGGGCAGCACGGGCUAAUCCGCUGGAAACUCGUAACCCAUGCUUUCAUUGAUGGUAAAUCGCGGUUCGUGACAGGUCUGCGUGUCCACAACAAUAACCGUUCGUACACCGUGCUCCGCCUAUUUCUUGAGGCUGUUGCACAAUACGGAGCUCCGAGCCGGGUUCGGGGAGAUCACGGAGUUGAAAAUGUAAAAGUGGCCGAAGCCAUGGAGCAGUUUCGUGGAUCAGGCCGAGGUUCCUAUAUUUUUGGCAGAAGUGUUCACAAUACGCGCAUCGAGCGUCUCUGGCUGGAUUGGACGCAAGGUUUAGGACUGAAGUGGUACGACUUUUUUAUGGAUCUUGAGCAGCACUAUGGCUUGGAUGUAGAUGAAGACCUCCAUAUGUGGCUCUUGCACCAUCUCUUUCUGGAUGCCAUCAAUGCUGAAGCUACGGAAUGGGUGAAAACUUGGAACUUUCACAUCAUGCAAAUUCGUGGUGAACCCAAUCGUUCUCCCGCGGAUAUGUUUUUAUUUGGGUUAGUUGAGGAGGGGGUUCGUGGGUUGGGUAUCGACAUGCCCGAUUUGGCGAGCUAUGGGGUGGAUCAUGAAGCUCAACGAGAUUUGGGGAUCAUGAAUCACUUUUUUGACCACAAUCCUCAAGAGCGAUCAGAGCUUAUUCCCGAUAGACUCAAUGCAGUAGUAUGCGAGUCGCCCCAAUGCCCGCUACCUUCACAUUUGGCAUCGGGCCUUCGACAACAACUUGAAAUGGUUCGACUGGAGGCUCUAAAUACCCCCAAUAUGGAUGUGAGGAAGCGGUUAUGGGAAGUAGGUUUGAGGGCUGUAAUCACUAUAGUCAAUAGUAAUUGA
Messenger RNA from Mycena indigotica, 1557 nucleotides. RefSeq lists its product as uncharacterized. The record is from RefSeq and is a predicted model, not a curated record. Lineage: Eukaryota; Fungi; Basidiomycota; Agaricomycetes; Agaricales; Mycenaceae. Gene Ontology annotation, biological process: DNA integration. The transcript has 5 exons. Gene Ontology annotation, molecular function: nucleic acid binding. Bases 1 to 1557 code for a protein of 518 amino acids.